AUGGGGACUUGCUCAAAUAGACCAGAGCACAAAUAGAUUUCAGAAAAUUUAAGGCUAAAAGCAAUAAUGAUAUUUCAAAAGAUUGAUAUUUAGAAUAAGGGUUAUAUUGAUAAAGAAAGAACAUUAUAAUUUUGGAAAUCGAAUUUUGCAAAAAUAAACACAGAUGCUUUAUUUUCCUAAGUGGAUUAUAAAAAGACUGGGAACAUAACAGUUUAGGAAUGGUUGGCCUUCUGGGAUAUAGUAAAAUAGUAGGGUUACACAGAAUAAGAGAUAUCAGAUGAACUAGAAGAGUUGCAACAAGGAAAGGCUUGGGUCUAAUUUUAUAAGGUGGAUGCCUUUAUCAGGGCUGAUACCCAAAGACACAAAACAUAAAUAGAUCAAAUCGUUUAGAUGGAGAAAAAAACAUUACUCAAAUCAAAGUCUUUUAAUUAUAAUUGA
Molecule: messenger RNA, 438 nt
Organism: Paramecium tetraurelia
Lineage: Eukaryota; Ciliophora; Oligohymenophorea; Peniculida; Parameciidae
Exons: 2
Source: RefSeq, a predicted model, not a curated record